AUGUCCUCAAGGCCGCCGAGGCUGAGUUGCAAACGCUGGUGGAGAAUUGCAUCGUCUCCGACCUGGACCAGGCGUUGCUUGUUCUUCCAAAGAUUCGCAAGGAGCUUCAAAGCUCAAUGCUGCCAAAGAGCUCAAUAUGGUUCCAGGUUGCCGACGAACUGCAAGGCACCUUGGAGGCUUUCCAGGAGCUGCAAUAUGCCGCAGCUGCAUUUGAGAGUUCAUCAAGCAGCUCAGUCAAGCCAGGUGAUUCACAGAAGCUGUUUGAGGACCUUGAGAUUGCAGAAAAGCAUGUGCAAGACUUUGAGCUUGCACUAUCAAGAACCAAAAAAACAGACUCAUGCAUCCUUGUGGAUUCAACAGCCGCCAGUGCGAAAGCCAUUUCAGCCGCUUCUCCAGCGCUGUAGGCAAAUCCAGCAAGAUAGCAGUAACGACAAGGAUUUCGAGCAGGUGUUGAAGGCAGUUCCGUGGAUGAAAGGUAAGCGGCUCUUUGCAGGCAUCACCUCAGAUGAGCGAGACAGACUCGAGGCAGCAGCGGAAGCUGCAACUGAAGCAUGCCGAAAGAGGAACUCUGGAGCGCUCGAAGAAGCCUUGUCACUCGCCGGAGUAGCCGAGCGCCUGCGUGGUGCAAUGAAAGGUAAGGACGAGGUGCUGUUGCAGGAGAUUCUGAAAGAAGCCAAGGAGUAUGGCUUCAGUGGCCUGGACUCGAUUGAGCAAACAUGCUACGAUCUACGGACAGCCAAGUUGAAUUUGAGGAGCGAACUGUCCCAAAAAGUGUUUUCGCUGGACCUUGCGGCAUUUGAGCUGUGUGCUCGCCGCAGUUCAGAAGUUGGCCUUUGCUUGCCUAACGAAGAGAUGCAAGAACUCCGGGAGGAGCUGCUGAGUUCAAUUCAGAAGGAGGAGGAAGAAGUCCAGGAGCUGAUGACAUCGACAGUGGAGUUGGCGGACACAGCUUUGAGGGACCUGUUGACAAAGUGCAUGACAAAGUGCAGGUUGAGAGAGACCAACCCGUGGCGAAGAGUUGCAGAAGAUUCUCUAAGAGCUUGCGAAGCAGGAGAAGACAUAAGAGAAUCCCUAGCUUCCACUCCAAUAGAUGAGACAAAGCUCCAGGCAAACCUAACCGCUGGCGGCUUGGCUUCCAAGCAUUUGAAAGUGUCCUUGGAGCAGGCCAAGCAGCUUAGCAAAGGAGCCGAGGUGAACGCCUUCGCCUUCUGUGCUUUGCAGAAAGCAUUGGAUGAAGGUUACUUAGGUCUCGCAGGUGCUCAAGCAGACGAAGCUCUUGAUGCUUUGCUGAGCUCGUCACUGUGGCAAGAGCCUACUUGGGAGGCCAUCCAGCCAAGUGAUUUACGGGAAUUGGAAGUGAGAGUCCAAGAAGCUACCAAUGGCGGCCAGCAGCGGCUUGCCACACAAAUGCAAAGAGCUUUGGAGGUUGGACGCUGUGCCGUUGACCUAGCAAACGCCAUGCGGCAAUCCAACAUCAACACACUGCAACAAGCCUAUUCAAAGGCACUUGAAUUGGAUCUGCAGGGCUUGGAGAAAGUGGAGCAAAGAAUCAGUAGUAGACGAGCAAGGACCUCAACGGUAGUGUUGCAGAGACCAAAUGCUGCUGUCAUAAGGAAUCUGGACAAACAGCAGCAAAGUUGCCACCCGAAUCGCCUUCAACGUCCUGAAGAUCAUAUGCAACUUUUUUCAGCCGGAGGCUACGAAAAUCAGGCAGCGCGAUCGCGAUGCACGCACAUGAUUUUUUGUGACUUAGAGCUCACGGCUGGCUUCUACGACUUUGAAGAUGAACCUCGAAUCCUUGAGGUGGCGAUCAUUGUCACAGACCAAAAUCUGAAAGAGCUUGGUAGAGGGCACUGGGUGCUUGGUGGUUUCAGCCGACAAGAGCUGGAGAGCCUCGGAGACUUCCACAAGGACAACUUCCGAGAUUCGGACCCAGGAGGAGACUUUCCGCCGUUGGAGAAUCAAAUAAGUGGAAAUGGCCUGUUCUCUGACGUGCUGAAGUCAAGGUUGUCCUUGGAGGAAGUGGAAUCGGAGAUCAUGGAGCUAGUGACCAGGCACUGCCCUGUGGGUGAAUGCCCGUUGGUCGGAUACUCUGUGCAGUGUGACCGCGAGGUGCUCAAGGACCAGAUGCCGAGGUUUUACAGGCAUUUGAGCCAUCAAAUCGUCGAUGUCUCGGGCUUUUUCACCAUUGGCAAAAUGUGGAUCGACGGAUGGUGUGAGCGCAGAUCCACCGGCUACAACCAUCGAGCUUUGAAUGAUGUGGAGGAUGCCAUCGAAGCGAUGGGAUGGCUCCGCAAAAAUUUGUUCCCGCCCUCGAUGGUCCGGAGGGCCAAACAAGUGUCUCCUCUUCGGUGA
Durusdinium trenchii is the source of this 2355-nucleotide messenger RNA. Lineage: Eukaryota; Dinophyceae; Suessiales; Symbiodiniaceae. The record is from the annotation of a GenBank genome assembly.